This is a messenger RNA of Hipposideros armiger (great roundleaf bat), 1399 nucleotides long. Its product is annotated as myeloid cell surface antigen CD33-like. The coding region runs from base 57 to 611 and encodes 184 amino acids. The record is from RefSeq and is a predicted model, not a curated record. The transcript is spliced from 3 exons. NCBI's taxonomy places the organism in Eukaryota, Metazoa, Chordata, Mammalia, Chiroptera, Hipposideridae.
GUUGGUGUCUGCUGUAGAGAGACCCUAGAUGGAGAAGAACCUGGGUCUUAACAGAGAUGACGUUUGCUGCACAGGAGUUGAUAGGUGGUGUCAUGCAGACUUUGUCCUUCAUCCAGCAGUGGGAGAGCCCGGGGACUGAGGCCUGGGUGGGGGAGAGGGGCACCCCUGCUUUGAUGCUGGAAGGAGGAAACUUACGCCAAAUAAUCAAGAUUGGAGUUCACCCUAAUUGUCUCUUGUCUGCAGGGGAACCAGGGACCAGGUCAGGAGUGGUUCUGGGGGCCGUCACCGGAGCUGGUGUCACUGCACUGCUUGCUCUCUGCCUCUUCCUCAUCUACCUCAUAGUGAAGACCCGCAGGAAGAAAGCAGCCAAGACAGCCAUGGGUGUGGACGACAUCCAUCCUCCCGUCGGGCCACCUCCCAUGGGUGCCCUAAUUGAACCCCAGCCAGGCAGCCUCACAGACCACCCUCCUCCAACUCUGACUGUCUGCUCCUCAGGAGAGAAAGAAGAGGUUCACUAUGCAAUGCUCAGAUUUCAAAAGAGGCAGCCUGGAAACCCGCAGAAACAGCAGGUCCCUGAUAAUAAGUACUCAGAAGUCAACAUAUCCAAUUGAGAAGCUGCAGAGACUUGGCCCUGGCUUGAUGAUGGUGGCCCCCAUCAGGGCAAAGAGGAGAAACAGGGGUGGGUUCCUGUAAAAUGAGAAGAUCGCUAGGUGAUGAGUUCAAAGUAUAGGGAAAGAUCACAGGCUUUGGAACCAAAGAGUAGUGAGUUCAAAUCCACACUCUGCCCCUUUACUAAGUGAUAGGCCAAUCCCUACCUCUCUGUGCCUCAGUUUCCUGCCCUAUGAAACAAAUUGAGAAGCCCUGCUUGCAAGUUUGUGGUGAGAAUUGUGGGAGUGAUAUUGUAUCUGAGCACCUGGCUCAAUGCGUAUGCUGGGCACAUACUGAAUCUCUGUGCUUUGAACAGAAAGUUCCUAUUGGCAAUUUCUCUUGAUGCUGGAGGUGACCAGCAUCAGACCUCAGUUCUUGCAGCUGAGGUCCCUCCUCCUGGAAUGCCCCACCUGGCCUUCCUCUGCCUCUGUCUUUGAAAGUGGAAUUCAAGGGGUAGACUUCUGGGUGGAGAUGGGAGUCAAGCAGAAGCUCAUGACUUCUUCCCAUAAAGACAAACCAAAUGAAUGAGAAAGGUUCCCAAAUGAUCACAGGACCAUCUGAUGAAUGAAACAUGAUCCCAAAUUCACCUGCAGCUACCAGGUGAGGGAAGGAGUAUGUCACAGCAGUCGCUUCCUAAAGUAGCCUUGAUGGAAAGAAAUACAUGGACUGGACCUGGCAUUAACAUUCCCUAAAUCUGUGCUGCAGCUCAUUUAUAACAGCACCAAAAGUCAUCACGUGCCAAGGAACAUUU